Molecule: messenger RNA, 3076 nt
Organism: Antechinus flavipes (yellow-footed antechinus)
Lineage: Eukaryota; Metazoa; Chordata; Mammalia; Dasyuromorphia; Dasyuridae
Gene: TIMP2
Product: TIMP metallopeptidase inhibitor 2
Exons: 5
Coding region: 573-1235 (220 amino acids)
Biological process (GO): negative regulation of endopeptidase activity; negative regulation of membrane protein ectodomain proteolysis
Cellular component (GO): extracellular matrix
Molecular function (GO): metalloendopeptidase inhibitor activity; protease binding
Source: RefSeq, a predicted model, not a curated record
AAGAGGAGGAGCAGAGAAUCCUUUGAGCACAUUAAAAAAGCCAGGCUUAGCAGAAGCCAGAAGAAAACACAUCCAUAGAAGGAGCUUGAGAAGACAGCCCUGCAGUUUUUUUCCCUCGUCUUUUCUUCUUUCUCCACUUCCUGGUGAAUUGCUUCAAGUACUUUUUCCCCCUUCUCUCUCCUCACCACCUCUUCAAGCAACAAAGAGAGAAACUUUCUCCUGGUUGAGGCUUGCCAGGUGAGGAGGGUGUGAACCAGGGCUCUAUUCGGUUUCCUUUCAUCGCCCUCCCCCUAAAUUCUCCCAACCCCAGCCCCCAAUCCUUAGGAGCUCCGUGUGGACAUCGCAGCUGGCCUCAAACCAAACGCUCCCCCAACCCCCAUUUCCUCUCUGUUGGAAAAAAAGGGAGUGAGGUUGGGAGAAAGAGGCAACAGCGGCAGCAGCGGCGGCGACAGCAGCAGCAGCAGCAGCACCCUGGGAGGAGGCUGAGGCAGAAGCGCUCCCGGGCAGCACCCUCUAACAACGCCGCCGCCGCCCCCCUCAACCCCGCCCCCCUCCCCCCAAGACUCCCAGACAUGAACGCCACUGCGAGAAGUCUCCUGCUCUUCCUCUCCAUCCUGCUCCUCUGGAAGCUGGAUCGGUUCAGCGAAGCCUGUAGCUGCUCCCCAGUGCACCCGCAACAGGCGUUUUGCAAUGCAGAUGUAGUGAUCAGAGCCAAAGCUGUCAGCGGGAAAGAAGUAGAUUCUGGAAAUGAUAUUUAUGGAAAUCCCAUCAAAAGGAUUCAAUAUGAGAUCAAACAGAUAAAGAUGUUUAAAGGACCUGAUAAGGACAUCGAGUUUAUUUAUACUGCUCCAUCCUCUGCAGUAUGUGGAGUCUCAUUGGACACAGGAGGAAAAAAGGAUUAUCUUUUUGCAGGAAAGUCAGAAGGAAAUGGCAAAAUGCAUGUUACUCUAUGUGACUUCAUUGAGCCCUGGGAUAGCCUGAGUACCACUCAGAAGAAGAGUCUAAAUCAGCGCUACCAGAUGGGCUGUGAGUGCAAGAUUUCUCGAUGCCCCAUGAUCCCAUGUUAUGUAUCUUCACCAGAUGAGUGCCUGUGGAUGGACUGGGUCACAGAGAAGAUCAUUUAUGGGCAUCAGGCAAAGUAUUUUGCUUGUAUCAAGAGGAGUGAUGGCUCCUGUGCAUGGUACCGUGGGGCAGCACCACCCAAGCAGGAAUUUCUUGAUAUUGAGGACCCAUAAGUGGACUGGCAGAACCCUAACAGCCAAUAGAAAAGACUCCAAGAGUUUAGACAGGUCCAACUCUGACAUUACUUUCAAGAAACAGCAUGAAAAUAUAAUUAUCCAAUUGUGUCAAAAUUAGCUGUGAUUUUCAUUUUCCAUUUUUUUUUUCCCCAAACAAUUACUACAUCUCUAGGGAAAGGUAGAAGGAGGACACAGAGUUCCCAUCCUAUCUAGACUUGGGCUAAGUGCUGUAAUUUUCAGUUUGCAUUCCUCAGAAUAAUAACCACCAGGAAAUUCCCUGGAAAUCUCUAACCCACCAGCACCCCGAUUUUGGAAUGUUGCAUUUAGUAGAAAUCAGUGAGGUUCAUUGCAAGAUUCUGUGUAGCAGGUCUACCAGGUAUCUCUCAUCUUGAAUGGCAUGUCCCUCAUUUCAUUAAUUUUCUUUUCCUUCUUCUCAAAAUGUCAGUCCCUACCUUUCCCCAAAGCCCUUUCUAGUCUUACUCCUCACCCCCAUUUCCCUGCAGUCUGUGCCUUUCGCAGGUUUUCAAAAUCUCAUGUCUUAAUGUGUACCCAUAAAAUUCCAUUUAUACAACUAGCACUCAGAUUUCUUGUUUCUUCUGAAGGCAUCCAAAACUUAUCACUCAACAGAAUACCAGAUGGAGCCCCAAAGACCCUGGAAAUAUGCAGAGGCAGCAAAAUUUCCAGCUGAACACAGUUUUCAAAUAUAGUCUGUCUCCUACAGUGAGAAUCUUUUGGAUUCCACUCUGAGCAUCACAGACUUAGGACAGAAUCAAGGAAGCUCUGGUCCAUAUACUCAGCUUUGAAUCCUGAGAGUUCCAUGGCAUGCCUUUCAAAAAGGCAUCUGCAGUUGUGCAGAUGACAUGGAUAUCUAGCAUUAGUGUUAAAGUUCCUUGACUUUCUUUAGACUCCCAGAGAGAUUGACAGUUGCCAUUUUGCUCUCAGGUUUCUGCAAAAGCUAUUUGGCUAGCAACAUAGAACUAUUGAUUCUUAUAUAGAGAGGAAAGGGAUUUUGGAGGUAAGAAGGUUAAAUGAAGCUCUUAUUUCCUGGGCUCUUCUAGGACAUUAUGGCCUGCUUUAGAGGCAUCUCCUCUCGAGAUUUAAUUCAUCAAUCCAAAUGCCAGAUGUGCCACCAUCUGCUUAUAUUUUCUAUGUCAGAAAUAUAACAUAGUGAAGAAAAUCAGAUCUCCUCAAAGUACAAUACUACUUGCUUUUUCCUAAAGAUGACUCAUUGUCCCUAGUAAUUAGAAUUAAGAUAGGCAAAUAACUUUACUAAUAGCAAAAGGAAGUUAGUCCCAGAGAUAAAAAUAUCUCUGUUGUAAAAAUAACCUACUUUCAGAAGAUAUACACACCACAAAUUGUAAUUAAAUUAAAAUUAGAGUCUAUGAGUGAUCUUUCUUCUGUGAAACUACUUCACCAACUGUCAUCAGUUGAGCAUAUUCUGCAGUUACCCCAAAACAAUUAGUGAUCCUUAAAUGUCAUGGAGCCUCUUUUGUCUGGGAUCCAGUCAGCACAGGCCUUGAUAAUUUACCUUUCUAGGGCAAAAUUAUUAAGACAGCAUCCAGAAAUAAACCCCUGCAAACCUGUUUUGGGGGCAUUUUCAUGCUCUUUGUCAAUAGGUUUUAAAGAUGUCGUAUUGGACCAAUAGAAGUGAUUUUACUCUAGUCAAGCCAAUAUAAUAUUCUCCAUUUGUUUACUUUAUUGUUAAAUCAUGUGAAACAUGUGACAUUUACUUUUUUCUCUGAUUUCUCUUUUCCUUUUUUUUUUUCUUUUAAUGUUUUUAGUUGUUUUGGGCAUUGGUUAUAUUGUUACUGUGCUAUGUUUCCACCUCCUAACCAUCU